AUCCUCCGCUGCACAAAUCCAACCCAACUCCACCAAAUCCAGGCCCACCUAACAACAUCGGGCCUCCUACUCCCCUCCCUCUUCCUCCACAACCUCCUCAUCCGGGCCCACUCCAAGGCCCACUCCAAAGCCCACAACCCCCUCCCUCUCCUCCUCUAUUCUCACCUCCUCCGUCUCGGCCAUCGUCCCGAUUCCCACACUCUCCCCGCUCUCCUCACCCCGUCUCUCUCCCCUCCUUCCCUCCCUCUCCUCCACGCCCACUCCCUCAAGCUCGGCCUCCUCUCACACCUCUUUGUUCUCAACUCCCUCCUCCACUCCUACGAUCUCCCCAAUGCUCGUCGCCUUUUUUCUCAAUCUCUAAUCAAAGACCCUGUUACUUACAAUACAAUGAUUAGCGGCUACUUCAAAUUUGGUGAUUUUGAGAAUGCCCGUAAGUUGUUCGAUGAAAUGCCUGAAAGAAAUGCGGUUUCUUGGACGGCUAUGGUAUCAGGGUUUUUGAGUUGUGGGAAGUCGAAGGAGGCAUUGGAGGUGUUUGCAAGGAUGCAAGAGGAGGGGUUUGAGCCAGAGGACCGGACCCUGGUCAGCGUCCUGGGGGCUUGUGCGCAUGUAGGCGCUUUGGAGCAGGGUAAGUGGGUACACGGCUAUUUGAGGAGUAAGGGGAGGAGGGUUAGCGUGUUUUUGGGAACUUCGUUGGUGGAUAUGUAUGUGAAGUGCGGGGAGGUGGAGAUAGGGUUGAGGGUUUUUCAGGAAAUGCCCGAGAGGAAUGUGCUGGCGUGGACGACCGUAAUCAAGGGGUUGGCGAUGCAUGGAAGAGGGUUGGAAGCGUUGAGGAUGUUUAAAGAGAUGGAGAGGUGUGGGAUUGUGCCAGACGAUAUUGCUUUCAUAGGCGCUCUUUGUGCUUGCACACACGCUGGGUUAGUUGACCAGGGUCGCCAGCUAUUUGACUCGAUGAUUAAGCGAUACAAAAUCAAGCCUAAGAUUGAGCAUUAUGGGUGCAUGGUGGAUCUUUUGGCUCGAAACGGGUUGCUAGAUGAGGCAAGAGGUUUAAUAGAUUCUAUGCAAAUGGAGCCGGACGCCCUAAUUUGGGGGGCUCUCAUGGCGGGUUGUCGCUUCUAUAAGAAUGUAGAGCUUGCAGAGUAUGUUGCAAAUCAUUUGAUUAGAUUAGAGACAGAUUGCAGCGGUGUAUAUGUUCUAUUAGCCAACAUUUAUGCUUCCACUGGGAGGCACGAUGAUGCUCGUAGGGUAAGAACUCUGAUGGAGCAAAAGGGCGUCGAGAAAACUCCUGGUUGUAGCCUGAUCGAGAUUAAUGGCAUCAUUCAUCAGUUUUUGGUGGGAGAUACUUCACAUCCUCGGAUAAAUGAAAUAUUGGCAAAAUGGGAAGAGAUUGAGUAUCGAAUAAGAAUCGAAGGGUAUGUGCCUGAUCGGAGGGAAGUUUUGUUGAACAUUGAUGAAGAGGAGAAAGAUGAUGCACUUGCUCGACACGGUGAGAAACUAGCAAUUGCCUUAGGUUUGAUUAGUACUGAGGAUGGGAUGAGGAUUAGAAUUGUCAAGAAUUUGAGGGUUUGUGGUGAUUGUCAUCACGUAACUAAGCUCAUUUCAAAGGUUUAUGAUAGAGAAAUUGUUGUUAGAGAUAGGACUAGGUUUCAUUUGUUUAAAGGGGGUAGUUGCAGUUGUAAGGAUUACUGGUGAAGAUAAGCUACAGAACUAGUAUUGAAAGUGCGUAGCAAAGUCCUCGGUUUCAAUAACUACCACCGGAGGGCCAUGGAUGAUUCUUGUGUAUCAUGUUGCAAACUGAAACUCAAUGAUUAUUUUUAUUCCAUGAUCCGUAGAAUUUGUAUCUGAGGGCUCCUUUUUCCUCAUAAUGUUUUGUUGGGUUGUAGCGCGACAAAGCUACAUUGCUCAUGGUUUUGUUGCCCUUCUAUUUCCAAUCAUCUAUGUUCUUUUUA
Messenger RNA from Asparagus officinalis (garden asparagus), 1946 nucleotides. Its product is annotated as pentatricopeptide repeat-containing protein At5g66520-like. The record is from RefSeq and is a predicted model, not a curated record. Gene Ontology annotation, molecular function: protein binding; zinc ion binding; RNA binding. Lineage: Eukaryota; Viridiplantae; Streptophyta; Magnoliopsida; Asparagales; Asparagaceae. Gene Ontology annotation, biological process: RNA modification. The annotation marks the transcript as partial. The transcript has a single exon.